This is a messenger RNA of Zasmidium cellare ATCC 36951, 507 nucleotides long. RefSeq lists its product as uncharacterized. Bases 1 to 507 code for a protein of 168 amino acids. The record is from RefSeq and is a predicted model, not a curated record. The transcript has 2 exons. NCBI's taxonomy places the organism in Eukaryota, Fungi, Ascomycota, Dothideomycetes, Mycosphaerellales, Mycosphaerellaceae.
AUGACUUCCUGGCUUGAGAUAGAGACGGCCGCACUCGCAGACGCGGUCGGCGUAGUAGGCGUGCGGGGCGUAGGAGACGGCAGUGGUGGAGCGGCCGUAGGUGUUGCAGAGGUGGUAGGUGAGGUCCUGGAUCUCUUCGGAGCUGAGCUCCAUGUCGUUGCGGAUGACCAUGUAGUGCGAGGGUUUGGCGGUGCCCUUGGGGAUGUGGUGGGAUUGCAGGUAGAAGUCGAAGUAGUACGGGUGGGUGAUGCCGGAGUCCACGACGGUGCCUGGCGGGCAGUUGAGGUCCUUACCAUCAGGCUAGGGCGGCUUAACGGGGUACGGUCUGGUGUGGUGGCGCUUGAUGACGACGAGGGCGGUGAUCAGGACUUUCUGCGUAUGAUUUGGAAGCUUCUCCUUGCGAAGAGUGUCCCAAGCAGCCUCGAUGCAUCGCACUUCGUUGUUCAGGAUCUUGUCGAGGUAGCUGUCGCCGACGCCAUCGCGGUAGUAGAGGAUGCGCUUUGGUAG